CAUAGGAUAGGAGUAACAAAAAAAAAUAAGAAAGUAGAGAAAUAGUUGAGAGAUAAGAAGAACACGUACAGACUAGACUAGACUAGGGGCGACCUAAUAAGAAAGAACACAAAUAUCUGUGGCCGCCGGAGAAAUGGCUGGAAAAUUCAUUCUGGCGGUGUUCGCCGUCGUCGCACUCUUCGUACAGAGUACCACCGCCGUCACAUACACCGUCGGAGAUAACUUGGGUUGGACUGUUCCCCCCUCUCCCAAUACCUACCCUAGUUGGGCUUCUCCGAUCACAUUUCGUGUUGGCGAUAUUUUAGUCUUCAACUUCGCUAGCGGAGCACAUGACGUGGCCACGGUCACAAAGCAAGCUAUUGACUCAUGUAACACCAACUCUCCCAUCACCAUGCAGACCAUCGCUCCGGUCGCCUUCUCUCUAAACAACAUCGGCGAGAUCCACUUUAUUUGCACUUUCGGCAGUCACUGCUCCCUUGGACAGAAAUUCUCCAUCAACGUCACCUCCGCCGCCCCUGCACCCGGCGCCCCAUCCCCGCCCACCACCCCUGUACCCGCAACCCCACCGCCGCCCACCACCCCUGCACCCGGCACCCCAUCCCCGCCCACCACCCCUGCACCCGGCGCCCCAUCUCCACCGACCACCCCUGUACCCGCAACCCCACCGCCGCCCACCACCCCUGCACCCGGCACCCCAUCCCCGCCCACCACCCCUGCACCCGGCGCCCCAUCCCCGCCAACCACCCCUGCACCCGCAACCCCACCGCCGAUGACCACCCCUGUACCCGCAGCCCCAAUGCCGCCGACGACCACCCCUAUGCCGCCGACGACCACCCCUGUACCCGCAACCCCGACACCUUCUGUUACACCCACCACUCCGGCACCGGAAUCUUCAUCGCUUCCUCCAUCAGCAUCCACCCAGCCGCCAAUGCGAAUGCCAGGAGGCCCCACAGUUUCCCCAUCGGCGUCACCCAAUCCAUCUACCACUUCGCCUCCAGGCGCCGCAACUCCACCUGGAUCAUCCUCUCCUUCGCCAACUACUACAACUCCCACUCCUCCCAAUGCGCCACCACCGCCUAGCUCUGCGACGAGAAGCAGCCUGACUGUUGUUGGAUUUAUGGGGACGUUGAUGGCCAUUGCCAUGGGGUUAACUCUAUAAUUAUGAAUUUUUUGGAGAGCAUGCAUGAUUUCUAUAUGUUUAAUUAAUUAAUUAGCAUUUUGUUUAUGUUAUUAUAUUCAGAUUUUGUGUAUAUGGCAAUUUGUCAGGCCAUUAUUCGUUAUUAAGUAUUUUGAAUAAAAGUUUAUUAUUGAUUGUCUUUCAA
Impatiens glandulifera is the source of this 1322-nucleotide messenger RNA. Its product is annotated as blue copper protein-like. The transcript has 2 exons. Bases 134 to 1159 code for a protein of 341 amino acids. The record is from RefSeq and is a predicted model, not a curated record. NCBI's taxonomy places the organism in Eukaryota, Viridiplantae, Streptophyta, Magnoliopsida, Ericales, Balsaminaceae. Gene Ontology annotation, molecular function: electron transfer activity. Gene Ontology annotation, cellular component: plasma membrane.